AUGUUCGCCCCAGCGUUCGACCAUUCUUUCAAUGACUUAUUCAACCAAUACGUCAACUCUGACCCCUCUACUAGUGGUGACGGGAGUAAAGACGUCCACUUUGGUAGCGACUUUGACCAAUUCUUCUCUGUGGGCUCCUUUUCCAGUGACUGUGGCGAACUUUCGCCCAACGGAUCCAAGCAUUUCCAGCAAUCAUCGCCGCAAAGCUGGCGUAAGGAUGCAUGGACAGUACAACAAGACUCCUUGAAUGAUUUGCAGUUACAUCGGCCCAAACCUGUCCACGAUACGGUACAACCCUCCGAUGUUGUCUCUGGCUUUAAUGCCGUAAGCCUUGAAGAGUCAUCUCCCGAAGCCCUUGGUCUAUUUUCUACAUCACCAUCCUCUCCUCCCACAACACCCAGCCGCAAAAACCACUCAAAGAGUGUUCCAAUCACUCCCAAAAACGUCCGCGUACGGAAGACGAAUGAUCGUGCUACUUUGCAUCGUAAACAAAGCUCCUCUCCCAGCUUGAUGCGCUCAGCGCAUCUGCAGAGGUCAAAGAUGGCUUAUCCCGAGAACUGGUCAUCUCGAUUGCAGCAGCAAUUUAACAGCCAGAUGCGUGCCGAUGAGCGACUUCCACUGUCACCCCCGCCAUCAGAUAUACUCGUUCAGAAUGAGAGUAUGCGACGUGAUAGUGGCAUUCACCUCAAUUCGAGUUCGGAGAACCUGGCGGAUUUUUCUCCUCACUAUGCAUCUACCAUGUAUUCAAGCAAGCUGCAGCAGCCAGCUAGUUUUAUAAACCAGCGCACCUCAACGCCACCCCCUGUGGAUGACAUCUUUGCAACACCAUCGUCGUCAGACUCACAACAACUACACGCGUGGCAUGCAGACGCCCUUGCGUCCACCUUUCAACUGACACCUGAUCUAAAUGGUCACGAUGGUCACUGGUGGAGCUCACCAUUACCGACGCGUGUUUCGCAGCCCCAGAAUCAGAACUCAUAUCUGGUCUCCUCUCUUAGCCAAAAGUCGCCCAUGAUUCACACAAACCAAAACCAGCAACAACAUCACCAUGAAUUACUUCAAAAUGGUCUCAUGAUUGAUUUCGGCUCAUCGUUCGACCUCGGCGCGAGUAAUGAUGCUUUCUCAUCUGCCGCGCCCUUACAUUCCACAACCGCGACACACAUACCCAUUACUUCUCAUCAACAACCCACGUUCUCACAUCACCCUUACAUACCCACCACACAAGCCACUCACCAACAAUUCAUCGCGAAGCCAUCGCGCACCCCAUCUCUAUCUCCCACCAACACCACAUCACCCAAAUCGCAUCCCGGCAUGAAGAACAUCACUCCGCGACGUACCCACGCCCGGAAGCUAUCUUCAAACUCCACCUCAGCCCCCAAGCCGGUCAAACUAAGCACACCCACCAAGGGUGGCAAGGGCUCAUCAAAUGUGUCAUUUGUUAACUUCACACCAUCUGACAGCAAAAAGAUCCUCACUGGUGUCGCGCCCAGUGGCAGCUCAAAGACCAAAGCUCGCCGAGAGCAAGAGGCUCGUGAGAAGCGCAGGAAACUCAGUGAGGCUGCCCUCCUAGCUGUCAGGAAUGCUGGCGGCGACGUUGAGGCUUUGGAAGCCGUGCUAUGUUAA
Talaromyces amestolkiae is the source of this 1623-nucleotide messenger RNA. RefSeq lists its product as uncharacterized. The transcript has a single exon. Lineage: Eukaryota; Fungi; Ascomycota; Eurotiomycetes; Eurotiales; Trichocomaceae. The record is from RefSeq and is a predicted model, not a curated record. Bases 1 to 1623 code for a protein of 540 amino acids.